Molecule: messenger RNA, 2505 nt
Organism: Misgurnus anguillicaudatus (oriental weatherfish)
Lineage: Eukaryota; Metazoa; Chordata; Actinopteri; Cypriniformes; Cobitidae
Source: RefSeq, a predicted model, not a curated record
UUUGAUGUGUGUGCAAGCAAACGUUUGUCAUCAGCAGUUAGUUAUCAGAGUUUGUAUCUCUGCAGGUGCCAGACUUUGACACUGCAUGUUUUCAGAUCUCACGACAGCUGGUUGAGUUUGUCAUCUCUUUGACUUGUUUUGCUCUUUUCAGUUAAGCGUGAAGGCGGAGUCUCAUCAAUGCUGACAUUCUCUUGAUAUAUAUGGAGAAAAUAAAAAUGCUUUUUCUGAUUUGUCUUUAAAAAUCUUUGAUGAUUUUCUCUCUCAACUCCUAAAAAGGUAACAGCGAGUGCGAUUGGCAGUUGUCAGAUGCCCCAAACCCCCUCCCCCCGGCCCUCUUCAAACUCAGAGAUUAACAUUAAACUAGUUUGUUAAACAGAGAGAACAGAUGGAGAUGAAGAGCAGUCUCAGACUUUUUUAUAUUGGUAUAAUCAUCACACUUUCCACUGCAAACAAUGUGAGGUUGAUCGGUGGCAGUCGUCCUUGUUCUGGUAGAGUUGAGGUUCUUCAUGAAGGUCAGUGGGGAACAGUCUGUGAUGAUGGUUGGGAUAUGAAAGAUGCUGCAGUGGUGUGUAAAGAGGUGGGCUGUGAUAAACCGGUACGUGCAGUUGGUGUUGCUCACUUUGGACAAGGAUCAGGACCAAUCUGGAUGGAUGAAGUGCACUGUAAUGGAUCAGAGUCCACACUGAAGAACUGUAAAUCCAAGGGGGUUAGCAACUGUGGUCAUCAUGAAGAUGCUGGAGUUAUUUGUUCAGAUCGCAUUCCCAGACUUGUAAAUGGAUCUCACUUGUGUUCUGGAAGAGUCGAGGUGAUGCAAGGAAAGAAGUGGGACACAGUGUGUGAUACUGCGUUUGAUAAACGAGAUGCAGAGGUUGUGUGUAGAGAGCUGAACUGUGGGGUUCCUGUACAAGUGCUUAGGGGGGCUGCUUUUGGUAAAGGAGAGGGGCAGGUGUGGACACAAAAGAUUAAAUGUAGAGGAGAUGAAUCUUACUUUGUGUUCUGCCCAACAUCCACUUCACAAAAAAAUUGUUCUCAUGACAAAGAUGUGGGAGUUAUAUGCACUGGUUACUCACAAGUUGUGCUGGUGAACGGCUCUGAUAUCUGCUCUGGUCGAGUUGAGCGUCAGUAUUUCAGUAAAUUGGGCUCAGUGUGUGACGACUGCAUGAAUAUGAGAGCUGCCAAUGUUCUCUGUAGAGAGCUGAAUUGUGGGAUUGCUGUGUCUGUUGUGGGAGUGGACUGGUUUGGAGAGGGAUCUGGUGAAAUCUGGGCUGAUGUGUUUGAUUGUCAGGGGAAUGAAACAAAACUCUCAGAAUGUUCAAUCUCUUCAUGGAGUCGAGCUGAAUCCUCUCAUAAACAAGAUGUUGGAGUCAUUUGUUCUAAUUCCUCUCUGUCUCUUCAUGAUGGUCGAGUGAGGUUGUCUGGAGAGAGAGAGUGUGAGGGUGAGGUGGAAGUUUACAUUCAUCAGGUUUGGAGGAGAGUUCUGCUGGACUCCUGGAGUCUCACUGAAUCCUCUGUGGUCUGCAGACAGCUGGGCUGUGGCUCUGUGCUGAACUUCACUAACUCCUCUUCAUCCAGUGAUGAACACAGUUAUGAGUGUGUGAUGGGCUUCCAGUGCUCUGGGACUGAACAUCAUCUGAGGAACUGCAGAUCUCCACAAACUCUCAACUGCAGCACAACACAACAGCUGUCAAUCACCUGCAUUGGUCAGCGGUCCAUCAGGUUGGUGGGUUCUGGUGGAGAUUGUGCAGGAAGGCUGGAGGUUUUUCACAAAGGCUCAUGGGGUACAGUGUGUGAUGACUUCUGGGAUAUUAAAGAUGCUCAUGUGGUGUGCAGACAGCUGCAGUGUGGAGUGGCUCUCAGUAAUCAGCCAGUACCAGCCUGGUUUGGUCCUGGUUCUGGACCCAUAUGGCUGGAUGAUGUGAACUGUGAGGGGAAUGAGACGUCACUGUGGAGCUGCUCUUCACGGGUCUGGGGAGAUCAUGACUGUAAACACAAGGAGGAUGUAGGAGUCGUGUGCUCAGAGUUUAAAGAGUUCAGGUUAACUGAAGGCUGUAAAGGGAAUGUGGAGGUUUUCUACAAUGGAUCUUGGGGUAAUGUUUGUGUAAAUCAAAUGGACAGAGACACAGCAAGUCUGAUCUGUCAAGAGCUGAACUGUGGAAGAUCUGCCAGUGAACCCGGUUAUUCAGUGGGAGUAAUGGCAGCUCCUAAUUGGUUGGAUUAUCUAAGAUGUCGAAAACAUGACAUGAGAUUGUGGCAGUGUCCAUCUUUACCUUGGGGUCUGAAUAAUUGUUAUCAGAAUGAGGUGGCUGGCUUCACUUGCUCCGAGAAUGAAAGCAAUGUGUCUCCACGGAGUCAUCUGACCUGUAAUACAUCUCAUCAGAGACCAUGUACAAGUAAGUUAAACUGUAUGUUUUAUUAAUGGCCACUUGCUUUUUUCUAAACAACAUGUUCGAACUUCUCAAGCUGGUAUUGAUGAGUUUGCUGAUGCUUUGAUGUGUGUGAUGUAGA